Messenger RNA from Nothoprocta perdicaria, 1892 nucleotides. RefSeq names its product DNA polymerase alpha 2, accessory subunit (gene POLA2). Gene Ontology annotation, molecular function: DNA binding; calcium ion binding. Lineage: Eukaryota; Metazoa; Chordata; Aves; Tinamiformes; Tinamidae. Gene Ontology annotation, biological process: DNA replication; DNA replication initiation. The transcript is spliced from 20 exons. The coding region runs from base 95 to 1804 and encodes 569 amino acids. Gene Ontology annotation, cellular component: alpha DNA polymerase:primase complex. The record is from RefSeq and is a predicted model, not a curated record.
GGUGCAGGCGACGCUGCCGGACGAGGAAGCGCUCUCGGAGACGCAGAUCGACAGCAGCUUCCGGCAGCUCUUCCAGCAGCUGGCGGGGCCGGACAUGGAGAUCAGCGUCACGGAGCUGCGGACCAUCCUCAACCGCAUCAUGGGCAAACAUAAGGACCUGCGGAGCAAGGGCUUCAGCGUGGAGGCCUGCCGCAGCAUGGUCAACCUCAUGGACAAAGACGGCAACGGGAAGCUGGGGCUGCUGGAGUUCAACGUGCUCUGGAACCGCAUCCGCAGCUACCUGGCUGUUUUCCGCAAGUUCGACCUGGAUAAAUCGGGAAGCAUGAGCGCCUACGAGAUGCGCCUGGCGCUGGAGGCCGCGGGCUUCAAGCUGAGCAAGCGGCUGCACGAGCUGAUCGUGACGCGCUACGCGGAGCCCGACCUGGCGCUCGACUUCGACAGCUUCGUCUGCUGCCUCGUGCGCCUCGAGACCAUGUUCCUGCUGGCGCUGGCGCGGGCGCACGGGCCGGGCCCGCUGGCGCUGGCCCACGAGCUCCUGGCCUUCGUCACCAGCGGCGGCGGCGGCGGCGUCGUCACCUCCGAGCUCCUGGGCGCCUUCGAGCACAGGGGUAUUUACCCCCUCCGCGGGUAUUUACCCCCCUCUCCGGGGGUUUCCCGGCACGCAGCGCUGUCCUGGCGGAUCUCGGAGCUGGGCGAGAUCCUGCGGCGGCACCACGGGCUGCAGGAGCUGGCGCCGGCCGCCCGCCCCGCGCAGGAGCCGGUGGCCGUGCUGGGCCAGAUCGGCUGCGACGGCAACGGGAAGCUCAACGCCAAAUCCGUGAUCCUGGAAGGCGACCGGGAGCACUCGGCGGGCGGCCACGUCCCGCUGGACCUCUCCGAGCUCCGGGAAUACUCCCUCUUCCCGGGCCAGGUCGUCAUCGUGGAAGGGACCAACAGCACCGGGAAGUGCCUGGUGGCCUCCAGACUCUACGAGGGGGUGCCGCUUCCCUUCCCCGCUCCCGCGGAGCCGCCGCCAGAUCCGGAGCCGCGGACGGUGCUGGUGGCCUGCGGUCCCUACACCCCCUCCGACGGCAUCGGAUACGAGCCGCUCUCCGACCUCCUGGACGUCGUGGCCCGGGAUAAGCCGGACGUCUGCAUCCUGUUCGGGCCCUUCCUGGACGCCCAGCACGAGGAAGUGGAGAACUGCCGCCUCCUCGGAUCCUUUUCCGACAUCUUCAAGCUCUGCCUCAAGACGAUCAUCGAGGGAACGCGAAGCGCCGGCUCCCGGCUGGUCCUGGUGCCGUCGCAGCGGGAUGUCGCCCACGAUCCCGUGUAUCCGCAGCCGCCCUUCUCCUACGCCGAGCUGCCCAAGGAGGACAAGCCGCGUGUCCACUUCGUCUCGGAUCCCUGCACGCUGGAAAUCCACGGCACCGUCUUCGGCCUCACCUCCACGGACCUGCUCUUCCACAUGGGAGCCGAGGAGAUCAGCAGCUCGCCGGGAGUCGCGGACCGGCUCACGCGGAUCCUCCGGCACGUGCUCACGCAGAGGAGCUACUACCCGCUGUUCCCGCCGGCCGAGGGGCUCAACGUGGACGUGGAGGCGCUGUGCGCCCGGGCGGCGCUUCCCGUCACUCCGCACGUCCUCGUGCUGCCCUCGGAGCUGCGCUUCUUCGUCAAGGAGGUGCUGGGCUGCGUGUGCGUCAACCCCGGCCGCCUGACGAAGGGCCGCGCGGGCGGCACCUUCGGCCGCCUGUUGCUGCGGCCGCCGGAGGCCGCCGCUCCGCGCCGGAAUCCCUGCGUGUCCGCCCACGUGCUCCGGAUCUGAGGAUUCCCGCGACGGAAUGCCGGCUGCGCUGCUCUUUUUUGGGGGGGUUGGCGCCUUUUUGGGUGUCUGGGGAGAAAAUAAAGCGGAG